CACAGUUACCUACACCUUAUUUGAGAACAUCAAUGGCAGUGCACCUUACGAACUAUUCGCGCAUUGGCGAACAGCGCUCGAAGAGAUGUGCGUCCUCUGUGUGAGAGGGUAACUUAGAUGCGUUGCAGAAUCACUGUAGAAUCGGAGCGGCACCAUGCCCCAGGCAGAGUGAGCGGCCGUAGGCGGCGCCGUGUCUCGGCGAUGCGCCAAGCAUGACCGCGGCCUGCUGCAGCGCCACACGUCGCCGCGCCGCGGACACACUUAUGCUGUUGCUGCUCUUUUUACCAUUGCUGAAUGUAACAUCUGGAACCAAGGAGACAGAAGAGGAAGAUGUGUACAAAGUCUUACUACCAUCUAGUCAGACAUUCUUGAAAAAGCAUGUACAAGACAUAUCCAGUUACCAAGAUCCAAAGGCUGUGGAGAAAGAGAAUUUUGUUGCUGUCGUACAUCAAGCAGGAGUUACAUUUGUCCAUAAAAGAGCUAUAUCAAGCAGUGAACUGAAUUUAUCAGAGCUUAAUUCUGUACAGUCUAAUAAUGAGCACAGUGACAGUGAUUCCAGUAGGAAAGCAAGUGUCUUCCACGAACAAUUCAUUACUCCACUUUCUGCUGACCCAGAAAAACUAUUGAACCCAAAUAAGGAACACCCAAGUUUACAAGUUGUAAAUACUGCAGCAAUGCGGAAGAAUGUGUUUGAAACAAGUGUAAAUGCCCCAGUAUUAAAGAAAGUUGGAGACAAAAGUGUAUUUUUGUACAACCUAAAUUCGAACACAAAAAGUGAAAGAUUUAAGGAAGUGGACAGUGAAUUUCAGUAUGGUUUCCGAAACAGAAAUUCUCAUAGUUUGAAGAAGAACAAGAGGUCUGUCAUUACCCUUGGUGAUUCAGAAACUGUACAGACAGUGGACUGUGUGAACAGAUCAUCAGUAAAUAGCACUUGUGGAAAUGAUGGUAGGUUUAACUUUGUGCCUGGCAGUGAUGAUUCCAGCAGAACUGCAAGUAAUAUUCAACUGAACAAUACUUCCAGUGACAGAAAUCGUAAAAGCGUGAAAGACUUCAGCAUGUUUACGCAAUCAAGACUGACAUUGCCAUUUCAAAAAAAGAAGUUAGUUGAUAUUACAGAUAGCGGUAUGGGUUACAGAUCACCAUCAACUAUUGAUUCUUCUCAGAAACAUCAACCACCUUCAGGAAACAGCAGUGAAACCAGCGCAACUGCAGGCAGAUCAAUAAACAUAUCAUACUCGAUCCCCAGUGUGAAAUCAGCUGGAAGACUAUCAGCUACAACCAUCCCUCCUGAAGGUCUGGAUGCUGCAUCAAUAACAGGAAUUACUGUGGGAUUAGUUGUCUUCCUUGGCAUAGUAGGUGCCAUGUGCUUCAUUCUUUAUAAGCGGAGGAACCAAAACAAACCACAGACGCUGAGUGACAAAAGCAGCAACCCUGAUUCCAGUGUAUACAUCGAAGAAAGCUCUGAUGACUCAGAGGAAAUGUAUAGUUUAGAUAAUGAUUCUUUCUUGAAUAGUCUAGAAGCCAUGACUAUCCAGAACUACUGGACAGAAAAUGUCAAACAUACCAAACUAUAGGAGAGCUAUUACAUAUAUUAUUUAAUAGAAAAUAUGACAGAUUUUAGAUGUCUGUUUAGUAGACCAAAGAUGGUGGAAAAAUUGGACUGCUUUACAUGAAGGUUCCACUAGUUACAGUUUAGAUUCCUGGUAGUUGAAGAUGAGUGAAAUGCCUUUACCGGACUAUUAUGAACACUUUGUUGGGACUGAAGACUUCUGUGUUUGACCAAGGAAAGAGUACAAAUGACUGAAUAUAGUGAUCUUUUUAUGUAUUAAAUGAAAAAUCUCAUAUUGUAUUCUGUAAUUUUACCUAUUUUGACAUAAUUACAUUUCAUUAAAUUAAUCAUUAAAAGU
This is a messenger RNA of Schistocerca cancellata (South American locust), 1907 nucleotides long. RefSeq lists its product as uncharacterized. The record is from RefSeq and is a predicted model, not a curated record. The transcript is spliced from 7 exons. NCBI's taxonomy places the organism in Eukaryota, Metazoa, Arthropoda, Insecta, Orthoptera, Acrididae. The coding region runs from base 213 to 1574 and encodes 453 amino acids.